Molecule: messenger RNA, 2858 nt
Organism: Neopelma chrysocephalum (saffron-crested tyrant-manakin)
Lineage: Eukaryota; Metazoa; Chordata; Aves; Passeriformes; Pipridae
Gene: RCOR1
Product: REST corepressor 1
Exons: 13
Coding region: 32-1420 (462 amino acids)
Biological process (GO): negative regulation of DNA-templated transcription; regulation of transcription by RNA polymerase II
Cellular component (GO): transcription regulator complex; histone deacetylase complex
Molecular function (GO): transcription corepressor activity
Source: RefSeq, a predicted model, not a curated record
GCCCAGCGAACGGAAGCGCGGGGCCGCCAGGAUGGACAGGCGGCGCCGGCCAAUGGGCGAGCGGGAUGGCCUCCCAAAAUCCAUGAUCGAGAAGGGCCCGGAGGUCUCGGGGAAACGGCGGGGCAGGAACCACAACGCCGCCGGGGCGAAUAAUAACAACAACGGCGGCAGUAAAAGUUUAUCCGCCGCCCCCAACGGCAACAGCAGCGGGAACUCCUGGGAGGAGGGGAGCUCGGGGUCCUCCAGCGAUGAGGAGCACGCUGGCGGCGGAAUGAGGGUCGGGCCGCAGUACCAGGCGGUGGUCCCUGAUUUCGACCCCGCCAAACUUGCAAGGAGAAGUCAGGAGAGAGAGAAUCUCGGCAUGCUGGUCUGGUCACCUAACCAGAAUCUGUCUGAAGCAAAAUUGGACGAAUAUAUUGCCAUUGCUAAAGAGAAGCAUGGAUACAAUAUGGAGCAGGCCCUUGGGAUGCUGUUUUGGCACAAGCACAACAUCGAGAAGUCUUUGGCAGAUCUGCCAAACUUUACUCCAUUCCCAGAUGAGUGGACAGUGGAAGACAAGGUCUUGUUUGAACAGGCCUUCAGUUUCCAUGGGAAAACUUUUCACAGGAUCCAGCAGAUGCUUCCUGACAAAUCAAUAGCCAGCUUGGUGAAAUUUUACUACUCCUGGAAGAAGACAAGGACUAAAACUAGUGUGAUGGACCGUCAUGCUCGUAAACAAAAAAGGGAACGUGAGGAAAGUGAGGAUGAAAUGGAGGAAGCAAAUGGAAAUAACCCAAUUGACAUUGAAGUUGAACAAAACAAGGAGAGCAAAAAGGAGGUACCGCCUGCUGAAACUGUCCCUCAGGUGAAGAAGGAGAAGCACAGUACACAGGCCAAAAACAGAGCAAAGAGGAAACCUCCCAAAGGAAUGUUCCUUUCCCAGGAAGAUGUGGAGGCUGUUUCUGCCAAUGCAACAGCUGCUACCACUGUACUCAGACAACUGGACAUGGAAUUAGUCUCAAUCAAACGACAGAUUCAGAAUAUCAAACAGACAAACAGCGCGCUCAAAGAAAAACUUGAAGGUGGUAUAGAACAAUACAGACUUCCAGAGGUUGUCCAGAAAUUUAAUGCACGUUGGACCACAGAUGAACAGCUUCUUGCUGUGCAAGCAAUCAGAAAAUACGGCCGAGACUUUCAGGCAAUCUCUGAUGUGAUUGGAAACAAAUCUGUGGUGCAAGUGAAAAACUUUUUUGUAAAUUAUCGACGUCGUUUCAACAUAGAUGAAGUCCUUCAGGAGUGGGAGGCAGAGCACGGCAAAGAGGAGACAAAUGGAACCAAUAGCCAGAAGCCUGUAAAAUCCCCUGAUAAUUCCACUAAGAUGUCCGAAGAGGAAGAUGAGGCUACUUCUGUUCUUGAUGUCAGAUAUGCAUCUGCUUCGUGAGAAGGUGCUGUAGCCUAGAACAAUUUGUGUUGACUACUGUGUUAUCCAGGAUAUCAGGUAUUAGCAAACCUCAGACAGCCAUCUGCAUCAUAUCUGUGGACAAGCAGCUAUUACCAAAAAAAAGGCAAACGCUUCCAGUCCUGUGCUACAUCUGCCUUAAUCUCCCCUCAUUCCUCCAUACUGCCUCCACUUUCUUUCAAAAGCACCCAGGUAGCUCAGCUCUCCAUUUCAUCAACAUCAUGCUUAAGCAUGGGGACUUCUAGAACCAGUAACACCUAUAAAUUUUUGACCAACCUGCAAAACAAGGAGCUCCUUAGCAGCCCCACAGUAACUCUACACAUUAGGAGUUCUUAUAAUACUUGGUCCAUAGGGUAUAAGUAUGUAUUGCUGCAUGGCCUUGUGGUCUCCGCUUCCUGUGUAUUCUUACGAUGACACUAUUAUUAGUGAGCUUUCUAUAAAGGAGAGGCCUGUGCACAUGCCAGCAGUGUCAGGUUUGUUCUGCCAUGACAGGACAUGUUAACAAACAAUCUUGAAUAAUGCAAAGCGAUAGGAAAUGUUAUUUCUAAGGUUUGGUCAGUCCAAGGUUGUAGAUAUAACUCAUUACACUUCUGGUUUGUGCAAUUUCUUCCACUGUAUUUGUGUGUUCUUGCUUCAUAGAAAGCUCCCUAAUUGAGCAUUUUAUUCCUGUAUAUUUUAAUGGCUUUUAUUUAGUGCAAAAGGGAAUACGUAACCUGAAACUGUUUGAUACGCUAUUUAACCCCUGGCAUUCAGCAUUUGCAUUGUAACUUGUUAAAUGAGUGCUACACAACUUUCUUUUUCCUGAUCCUCUGCGGGAUUAAGUCAAAACAAACUUUCUCUGGUGCCUCUCCUUUGGGGAAUAUGUGCCUUUUUACAUUUGGCUACCAUAGGUCACUUUCUGUCCCAGUGUCUCAUUUCUCUUCAGAGCGCUGUUUGCCAAAGACAUCAAACUGCUUCUCCCACUGGAAGUCUGGACGGGGGUUGGAGCACAAAAUUCAACCUUCAAGAGUUUUUGAUCUCUUGGAAGUUUAAUGGAGAAGAACCGGGUUAAUUUUCAUUGGCCAUUUUAACCCUUCUGAAGCACACAUCGCUUUCAUGUUCUGAACCAAAAUAUGCAAUUUAAAAUCUAAGAGGUGCUUUUCCAAAUACUUGGUGCAUGCAGCUUUCAAAUCCCAGCCCUCUGCUCUGAUGACCUGUGCUGUGGCCUAUCUACCUGGCUUGAACUGGAGCUGUUCUUGGAAGUCCUGUAUGAGGACUUUGCACCUUGAACAAGGUAGUUGCUGACUGCCAAGCAGACAGUGUUCAGAGAGGCUAGAAGCAGCAUUAUUACUUCUUGUCCAGUGGAAAGCUGCAAAAUAACACUAGUCACAAAGCAUUUAAAAAUGGUUAAUUUAAUGAUGAUGAAAGAAACCACCAGGUG